Molecule: messenger RNA, 600 nt
Organism: Capsicum annuum
Lineage: Eukaryota; Viridiplantae; Streptophyta; Magnoliopsida; Solanales; Solanaceae
Product: extensin-like
Exons: 1
Coding region: 1-600 (199 amino acids)
Source: RefSeq, a predicted model, not a curated record
AUGUCUGAUCUGGCUACACCUAAUCCAAUUGGUACAGGAAAUGUCACAGUUAUCAGCGAACCUCCUGAAACUUCUGAAGCUAGAGAUGCUAUUCAACAUGAUGAGUAUGUUGCCUGUUUGACUCAAGAGGUCGAGGAUCUGCGGGGAGAAUUGAAUCGGGUUAAGGACUUGACUAACUUAUCCAUUAUACUCCAAAGUCCACCUUCUGAACCCAGGAAUACUGCACCAAACCCAUCACGUUUUCCAUCACUUGAUUCACUGAUUCCCAAACACUUUCCUCCUCAGUAUCCCCCAUCUAUCAAUAAUAAUUCACUUCCGGCCAGCUCAGAAAAUCCACCGAAUCAACCACCUACCUACACCCCUCCACAAAGUCAUCCACCCACCUACACUACCCAUGUCGCUCCUCCUAAUCCACCACUUGUUAACCCACCAAGUCAACUUCUAGUUCAUAUUCCCUACGUUCCUCCACCUGCUUAUACUUAUCCGCCACCCACAACUACUCUUUCAACUCAACCAAGCCAACCACUCACUAAUACCCCUUAUAAUCCUGUACCACCUCCAAUCCAAAAUACUCCUAACACACAAAAUUAUCCCGCCUAG